AUGGGGACGGCGGGGCCCGGCUGGGCGGAGACGCUGCGCGGCGCGCGCAAGACCGCGCUCGUCCGGGACGGCCGGCGGAGCGUGCACUACGCGCUGGGCGCGGGCCGGGAGCUGGUGGAGGAGUACGAGGCGGACAGCGGGCGGCUGCUGGCGCGGCGCUGGCGGGAGCGGACGGCGCUGGGGGCCGCGGGCGACUGGGCCGUGGAGGUGGGGGAGCCGCCCGCCGCCCCGCCCGCGCCCCUCAUCCGGGAGAGCGGCUGCAACCCCGUCUUCGCCAGGCAGGACACGCUGAGCAGCUUCCAGUGGCGCAUCCGCAACCUGCCCUACCCGGCGGAGGUGUACAGCGUGGCGGUGGAGCAGCGCUGCUGCGUGGUCCGCACCGCCAACAAGAAGUACUACAAGAAGUUCUCCAUUCCUGACCUGGACCGGUACCAGCUGCCCCUGGACGCUGCUGCGCUGAGUUUCACCCAUGCCAACAACACCCUGAUCAUCACGUACCAGAAGCCGAAGGAGAUCCUGGCUGCGGAGCAGGAGCUGCAGAAGGAGCUGAAGAAGAUCAAAGCGGUGGACGACGGGGAUGGGGACGGGGAGUGCAAGACCCAGUAGGCACCUGCGGGCACCCCCCAGCCCUGCUGUUCGUCCCCCAUCUUUCUCUAAUAAAAGCAGCCUGCUGUGA
This is a messenger RNA of Alligator mississippiensis (American alligator), 676 nucleotides long. It is a transcript of the gene DPCD, whose product is annotated as deleted in primary ciliary dyskinesia homolog (mouse). Lineage: Eukaryota; Metazoa; Chordata; Crocodylia; Alligatoridae. The transcript has 6 exons. The coding region runs from base 1 to 606 and encodes 201 amino acids. The record is from RefSeq and is a predicted model, not a curated record.